CGACCAAUUAUCACUUAUAUGUGUAAUAUUUGUAAAACAGGGAUAAAAUAUGGGUUAUAAUCAUAUCUUCAUGCCAUUAGAACACUGUCGACAGUCGUCUCAAACUUUUAAAAUCGUCGUAUCAACUGGCAUAAAAAAUGUUUCGAUUUGUUAUUUUGUACUUCAGUUUAUUGGUAUUUUGUGCAAGUUCGAAAAGUUUACCAAACGAUAGGGCAGUUUUAAUUUCAAAAUACGCAAAAGUCGCCGUCUACGGGCAAAAUGAUUCGCAAAAACACCCAACUGAAGGAAGAAGUAGUGGUCAGUCACUGUGGUCUUAUAGAUCUGAUGUAAAUGUAAAAAGUGGCCAAAACGCGAAAAAAAAUCGUCCACAAAUUGUUACUUAUCGUUAUCCGGUUUCGAGAAAAGGAAACGAUAAAGUUGAAGGUCUACCAGGAAUUGGAGAAGUCAUACAAGAACGAUUCAAUCCAAAACCAUACUUCAAAUACGGACAGAUACCUCCACAGGAAGAUUCAUAUCCAGUUUACGCUCAUCCAGCUCAAGUGGACGCUAAACCGUCCACUGCCCAAAAUUCCAGUCCAACAAACGGAGGAGAUCUAUAUACUUCCCCUUACACGUCCUACAACCCCCCAAAUGUGAGCACAGCCAACUACGAUGCCCCCUCGAACGCUGCUCAACCUGAACCGACAAAAGAUUCGUACGCCGAACCUCCUGCAAAGGCUCACGAAGAAGUUGUUUACGACUAUAAACCAACACCGGUAUUCACCUCUCCUUCAUUGGGGCCUCCACUAGCACCGCCAGCAGAUGGGGACGAUGAGCAUUUCCACGAAGAAGGUCCUCCGAAAUUUCCGCCCAAGAGCAUAGACGACAUCUACUACCCUCCAGAUGACCAUGAUGAAAAAAUCGUCGAUCACCAUCCAGCUCCAGUCGAUAUGGCCGAAGAAGAUCUCUCUCCGCCCCCUUCCGGCGGCAUAGAGAAUGACCCGCCAUUCCCACAAUACCUCUACGAUGGCCACCACCAUGACCAUCACGUCUACGAAGAAAUCCACCAUCCAACAACUGCAGCUCCAGAGAAAGAAGACAAACGUGUCAGCGGCAGCCAUUACAGCUACUACUAUCUAGGAAGAAAAUUGUGGUACAUACCUUUGUACUUCAGCAUUUAUUUUAUUCUUUAUGUUACCCUAUUAAUAUUGAAAUCCAUCGCAAGGCAUAAGAUUAAGGUUAAACAUGAUUUCCUCGAUGACAAAAGGAAAGCCAGGACCAUGGAUUUUCAUGAAACCAUCAAUGAUAUGCACAGAAAUGUCUCUUCUGCCAUUCAAAGCGCAGAAAAUAAAUAUAUGGCUAUGUAG
Messenger RNA from Brassicogethes aeneus, 1346 nucleotides. The record is from the annotation of a GenBank genome assembly. NCBI's taxonomy places the organism in Eukaryota, Metazoa, Arthropoda, Insecta, Coleoptera, Nitidulidae.